AAAAACAACAACAACAAAACGAAAUUAUCAAAUUACCGUUUUGGUCAUCAUCAAUUCAUCAAUUGUUGCAUCUUCUAUCUGUUAAUCAUUUGUGAAUAUGGCUCUAAAACUUUUGGUUGGCCAAAAGAUUAUGAACGAUGUUGUUCGUGCUAGCCGAAAGAAAGGCGAAUGGAAAGUAUUGAUUGUUGAUCAACUUGGAAUGAGAAUGAUCUCAUCAUGCUGUAAGAUGCAUGAAAUUGCCACAGAAGGUAUUACCAUUGUUGAGGAUGUUGGAAAGAAACGUGAACCAUUACCCAAUAUGGACGCCAUUUAUCUCAUUUCGCCGAUGGAUAGGGAGUCGAUUCGAUUAUUGCAACAAGAUUUUCUCAGCACUCGUUGUGCACUUUAUCGAGCAGCACAUGUAUUUUUCACCGAAACAUGUCCGGACGAUCUAUUUAAUGAAUUAUCGAAAAGUCCUUGUGCAAAACAUAUUAAAUCACUGAAGGAGAUAAACAUUGCUUUUCUUCCAUACGAAUCACAAGUAUAUUCAUUGGAUUCGGCCGAAGCCUUUUCAAUGUUUUUCAGUCCCAACAAAGCAAUGAUACGUUUACAAGCACAAGAAAGAUUGGCUGAACAAUUGGCCACAUUGUGUGCAACGCUUGGUGAAUAUCCCAGUAUUCGUUUUCGUUCGGAUUUCGAACGAAAUAUUGAAUUUGCAAAUGCUGUGCAACAGAAAUUGGAUGCAUACAAAGCGGAUGAACCGACCAUGGGCGAAGGGCCAGAAAAAGCACGUUCACAAUUGUUGAUAAUCGAUCGAGGAUUCGAUUGUGUGUCACCAUUAUUACAUGAACUCACAUUCCAGGCAAUGGCCUAUGAUCUAUUGAACAUUGAGAAUGAUGUUUAUAAAUUCGAAAUUCAACAGGCAAAUGAAAUUCGUGAAAAGGAAGUUCUUCUCGACGAAAAUGAUGAAAUCUGGGCCGAAUUACGUCAUCAACAUAUUGCUCUAGUCUCACAAAAUGUAACGAAACAAUUGAAAAAGUUCGUCGAAAGCAAACGAAUGAAUACCAGUGACAAAACUAGUCUCAAAGAUCUGUCGCAAAUGAUUAAAAAGAUGCCGCAAUAUCAAAAAGAACUGAGCAAAUAUUCCACACAUUUGCAUCUGGCUGAAGAUUGUAUGAAACGUUAUCAAGGAUAUGUGGAUAAAUUGUGUCGAGUCGAACAGGAUUUGGCUAUGGGCACCGAUGCCGAAGGUGAAAAAAUCAAGGAUCCAAUGCGAAAUAUUGUUCCCAUUUUGUUGGAUCAGAAUUUCGAAAUUUUCGACAAAAUCCGUAUCAUUCUGCUUUACAUUCUUUCGAAAAAUGGUAUUAGCGAAGAGAAUCUAACCAAAUUGAUUCAACAUGCACAGAUUCCAGUAUCGGACAAAUCGAUCAUAACAAAUAUGAGUCAUUUAGGAGUAAAUAUUGUAACCGAUGGUAGUCGUCGUAAAGUAUAUCAAUAUCCUCGUAAAGAACGAAUUACGGAGCAAACUUAUCAGAUGUCGCGAUGGACACCGGUCAUCAAAGACAUUAUGGAGGAUGCAAUCGAAGAUAAAUUGGACCAGAAACAUUUUCAGUAUUUACCUGGACGUGGUGCACCCACUAGUUAUGGGCGUCCAGCACCCACCAGUAUGCGUUAUGGUCAUUGGCACAAAGAGAAAAAUUCAUUGAAUAUCAAAAAUGUUCCUCGUUUGAUUGUUUUCAUAUUGGGUGGUGCAACAUAUUCCGAAAUGAGAUGUGCUUAUGAAGUGACUACAGCAUCAAAGAAUUGGGAAGUCAUUAUCGGAGGCGAUCACCUAAUGAUGCCAUCAAGUUUUCUUGAAGAUUUACGUUCGCUGAACAAUUGAAACACCCACCGGAUUCGUCGUUUUUAAUAUAUAGUCCUUUCUUUCUGUUGUUUUAUUUGACAAAUUCACAUUUGAUAACAUUCAUUCAUUUUUGUUUGUUGCUAUAUAGAAAAUAGAUGUUGCAUUCUAUUUGAUUGAUUUGCGAUGUGCACACAAAUUGUUUUCCUCCUCAACAUGACUAAUCAAUGAACAAUCAUUCGUUUUUUUCGUUGUUGUUUCUACAUUUAUCUACAUUAGAACAUUAACGGUGGUUAUAUAUCAUCUGAUGAUAUAUCAACAGAUGUUUGUGAGUGUGUAUGUAAAAUGGUUUGCAGUGAAAAGUAAAAAUUUAGAAAAAAAAGUUGUUUUAUUUAUUCAUGAAAAACUUCAAUUACAUUUCUAUAUUAAAAGAUUAUUCUUUCUUCUUCGAUUGA
Messenger RNA from Dermatophagoides farinae (American house dust mite), 2274 nucleotides. The record is from RefSeq and is a predicted model, not a curated record. NCBI's taxonomy places the organism in Eukaryota, Metazoa, Arthropoda, Arachnida, Sarcoptiformes, Pyroglyphidae.